AUGGCAGACGUCUCGGGAUCCCUUCCUCCGCCGAGCGGCUCCUCUUCCAAGAAGAAGUCGGGCAAGAAGAACAAGAAGAACAGCCAGAAAGCGGCUCGCAGUGAGAUACCGGUGCUAAAAGUGGUCGAUGGAAACGCAGCUCGUCACGAUCCGGCCUUAGCCGCUGCUGGCCAGGCUUCCGGCCCCUCGGCAGACAAGAAGGAGAAAAGGCUACACACCAAGACUUCUAUACCCGACCUGAAGCCUCUAACCAGUGUCGUUUCUACUGCCACUGCCACCGGCAGCACAUCGUCGGGUUCACUGCACACUACAGUCUCCAACGAAAAACCGGCCAACAUGUCAAACAAUGGCAACAAGGGAGUGACGGAUGAGUCCGCCGACUUUUCGAUCUCGGAGCCAGCAACUACCAACCCAACCUCGCCUUCGUCCACUCAAGUCGAUGGUCUCCUCGGGACGGACACUCCGCGGACAGAGGUUUCGCAGAAGGCAGGAACAGCACCGAGCACCUGUAUCGAUUACGCUGAUGCACUCAAGGAUGGCCUGAAGGAAGGUGGUCUGAAGGAGGGAACAGAGGAAAACGUUGACGAUCUUCCGGUCGAGGGCACCCCUGAGGAGCCAGCCGAGAAGCCUACCAGGAUGACCAUCCUCCCAUUCCAUGACAAUACAGCUCGAGAGAGGCCCAGCAACGCAGAUGGCGAUGCCGAACGAGAGAAACAAGCCAUAUGGGACGAAUAUCCUUCAUUGUACUUUGAGGGCGACGACAACGAGCUGGCCCAACUGGAGCGUGAUAGAGCCAACGCCUACCAGGCCGCCGGUAUCAGAUUUGCACCAUUCAACAUUCCUUUACAGCGACGACUCCAGACCCUGGCGGUUCUGCUACACUCGCUGAGUAUCGCCACAACCGUCUCUUUCUUCUUUUUCCUGUGCGCCAUUCCUCUUUUCUGGCCAUUGGUCAUUCCGUAUCUUCUUCAUAUGCUGCUUAGCAAAGCAGCAACUGAUGGAAAGCUGCGCUUCCGCUCAGAGCGGCUCCGACACUCGCGAAUCUGGCACUUCUUUGCGGAUUACUUCCCAGCUAAGCUGCACAAGACGUACGAUCUUCCUGCUGACAGGAAGUACAUCUUUGGUUAUCACCCUCACGGCAUCAUCUCACAUGGCGCCUUCGCCGCAUUUGCCACGGAGGCCCUAGGUUUCUCGGAGAAAUUCCCUGGUAUCACCAACAGCCUGCUUACCCUGGACAAUAACUUCCGCAUCCCGGUUUACCGUGAUUACAUUCUUAGCAUGGGUCUUCGCUCGGUUUCGAAGGAGUCAAUCACCAAUAUUCUCAGCCGCGGCGGGCGUGACGGUCACGGUGCGGGCCGUGCUGUGACCAUCGUUAUUGGCGGUGCUCGGGAAUCGCUGGAGGCUCAACCUGGCACACUGCACCUCGUGCUCGGUGAGCGGAAGGGCUUUGUCAAGGUGGCCAUGCGGACUGGCGCCGACAUCGUCCCCGUGCUCGCAUUCGGCGAGAACGACUUAUACGAUCAGGUCAGUCCCAAGAGCCAUCCGAGCUUGCACAAGCUCCAGAUGUUUGUGCUCCGGACUCUCAAGUUCACUCUGCCGUUCUUGCACGGAAGAGGAAUCUUCAACUACGAUGUGGGUCUCAUGCCUUAUCGCCGGCCCCUCAACAUUGUCGUCGGCAAGCCGAUCAGGGUCACAAAGAGGGCCGAGAGCGAGCUGGAGACAAGCGAGAUUGAUUCGCUGCACGCUCUGUACGCGAAGGAACUGGAGAAGAUGUGGGAGCGCUACAAGGAGGGGUUCGCCCCAGAAAGAAGCGAGGAGAUGCAGAUUCUGAAGUAG
This is a messenger RNA of Sordaria macrospora k-hell, 1836 nucleotides long. RefSeq lists its product as uncharacterized. The record is from RefSeq and is a predicted model, not a curated record. Gene Ontology annotation, molecular function: diacylglycerol O-acyltransferase activity. Gene Ontology annotation, biological process: triglyceride biosynthetic process. Lineage: Eukaryota; Fungi; Ascomycota; Sordariomycetes; Sordariales; Sordariaceae. Gene Ontology annotation, cellular component: endoplasmic reticulum membrane.